AUGGCCGCUGAGCUUAAAGCCAGCACUGUCAGCAUGGCUCAGGCUCCCGUCCAUCUUAUCCAACAGGCGACGGUAAGGGACGAGACAAUAUUUAAGACUCGCAUCGACUUUGACCACUCUAGUCAAUCUGGUAGCUCCGCCAACCAUAUCGUACGGCCGUCUCCUUUCUCUAAUGAGUCUGCCACCACAAGCAGCGGUGAAGCCUCGUAUUUGGCACCUAAGAGUGUUGGUGCAACUGCAAGUUCUCUUGCUGCAGCACUACUGCAGCAGCCAAAAACCGUUCUCACAAACAUGACCACUGCCGUCGGGGCUGGAUCACCGGGCGGCGUAUUUUCGAAGACGAUAGAGUCUGUAAGCCACACGUUUAAUGACUCUGAUGCGCAUUCCUAUGAGAAUCAUAGCAAAACCAGAGAAAGUAAUGAAUCGGUUAAUCAUCUUGAAGGUCAUACGGAAGUUAAUCAAAGGUAA
This is a messenger RNA of Protopolystoma xenopodis, 468 nucleotides long. The record is from the annotation of a GenBank genome assembly. Lineage: Eukaryota; Metazoa; Platyhelminthes; Monogenea; Polystomatidea; Polystomatidae.